GACGUCACGAGAAGCAUGGCGGCCAAGGUGCAAUCAACCAGAAGGGCCGACCCGAAUGAGUUGAAGGUCAUCUUUCAAAAGUAUGCCACUGUGGUGGGGAAGGAUGGGGAGAAGUACAUGAGCCCUGCUGAUUUUGUGCAGAACUUUUUGGGACUUCACACCCAGAUCCACCACAACCCUAAAACUGUACAGCUCAUCGCUGGAGUGGCAGACACCACCAAAGACGGGCUGAUCUCCUUCCAAGAGUUCCUUGCGUUUGAGUCUGUGCUGUGUGUUCCCGAUGCUCUUUUCAUCGUGGCCUUUCAGCUUUUUGACAAAACCGGCACCGGAGACAUCUCUUUCGAAAACGUGCGUGAUAUUUUCAGUCAGACAACGGUUCAUCACCAUAUCCCGUUUAACUGGGACUGUGAGUUUAUUCGUCUGCACUUUGGCCAUGACCGAACCAAACGCCUCAGCUACCUGGAGUUCACCCAGUUCCUGCAGGAGCUGCAGUUGGAACAUGCUCGGCAGGCCUUUGCACAGAAAGACAAGGACAAGUCUGGAGUCAUCUCCGCCAUGGACUUCAGUGACAUAAUGGUUACUAUUAGACACCACAUGCUCACACCGUUCGUGGAGGAAAACCUAGUCUCAGCAGCAGGGGGCAGUACCUCCCACAUGGUGAGUUUCUCUUACUUCAAUGCCUUCAACUCUCUGCUGAACAACAUGGAGCUCAUUCGCAAGAUCUACAGCACCCUCGCAGGCACGCGCAAGGACACCCUUGUCACUAAAGAGGAAUUUGUACACGGUGCUAACAAGUUUGGUCAGAUAACUCCAAUGGAAAUUGACAUCCUCUACCAGCUCUCUGCCCUACACUCCCAUUCUGGACGACUCAACCUGGCAGACAUUGAGAGGAUAGCACCACUGGAAGAGGGAGCUUUGCCUUAUCACCUAGCAGAAGUGCAGAGACAGCAGGCCCACGGGGAGAUGUCUCGACCGGUGUGGUUGCAGGCUGCAGAGUCAGCGUACCGUUUCACCCUGGGUUCCAUCGCUGGAGCCACGGGAGCGACUGCGGUGUACCCCAUUGACCUGGUCAAGACGAGGAUGCAGAACCAGCGUUCCACCGGCUCCUUUGUGGGAGAGCUGAUGUAUAAGAACAGCUUUGACUGUGCCAAGAAAGUCCUGCGGUACGAGGGUUUCUUCGGCUUCUACAGAGGUCUGCUGCCCCAGCUCAUUGGUGUGGCUCCAGAGAAAGCCAUUAAACUCACUGUCAACGACUUUGUGCGAGACAAGUUCACCGGGAAAGACGACACUAUUCCCCUGGCCGCAGAGAUUCUGGCUGGAGGCUGUGCGGGGGGCUCUCAGGUGAUCUUUACUAAUCCACUGGAGAUCGUUAAGAUCCGUCUUCAGGUGGCCGGUGAGAUCACCACUGGACCCAGAGUGAGCGCGCUCAAUGUGGUCCGGGACCUGGGCUUCUUCGGCCUUUACAAGGGUGCUAAAGCUUGUUUCCUGAGAGACAUCCCAUUCUCUGCCAUUUACUUCCCCGUCUACGCUCACACAAAGUUGGAGCUGGCCGACGAACAGGGCAGGCUGGGUCCCUUACAGCUCCUUACUGCUGGUGCUAUUGCAGGUGUCCCUGCUGCUUCCCUGGUCACGCCCGCUGAUGUCAUCAAGACACGCCUGCAGGUGGCGGCCCGCGCGGGACAGACGACAUACAGCGGAGUCAUCGACUGCUUCAGGAAGAUCCUGCGGGAGGAGGGUUUUAGGGCCCUGUGGAAGGGCGCUGGAGCUCGUGUGUUCCGGUCAUCCCCCCAGUUCGGCGUGACACUGGUUACCUAUGAGCUCCUCCAGAGGUGGUUCUACGUUGACUUCGGCGGACACCGUCCCACCGGUUCCGAGCCCACGCCCAAGUCCCGGAUCUCGGAGCUGCCUCCGAUGAGCGCGGACCACGUGGGCGGGUACCGUCUGGCCGCCGCCACCUUCGCCGGCGUGGAGAACAAGUUCGGCCUCCACCUGCCCAAAUUCAAAUCCUCCGGGGUCGUCACCAUUCACCCCGCGGCACCCAAGGAGGAAGCUCCGGCCUCAUAAGGACUGGCCCCGCCCUCUCCAGUACUGUUCUCCAAUGGCUGCAUGCCUAUUUUACAUGGCCACGCCUCCUACUUGCCCAGUUUCUGGUUUGGUUUCUUUUUUCUUUUUUUCUUUUUUU
This is a messenger RNA of Chanos chanos (milkfish), 2182 nucleotides long. It is a transcript of the gene slc25a12, whose product is annotated as solute carrier family 25 member 12. NCBI's taxonomy places the organism in Eukaryota, Metazoa, Chordata, Actinopteri, Gonorynchiformes, Chanidae. Gene Ontology annotation, molecular function: calcium ion binding; L-aspartate transmembrane transporter activity; L-glutamate transmembrane transporter activity. The record is from RefSeq and is a predicted model, not a curated record. The transcript has 18 exons. The coding region runs from base 16 to 2064 and encodes 682 amino acids. Gene Ontology annotation, biological process: aspartate transmembrane transport; malate-aspartate shuttle; L-glutamate transmembrane transport.